Molecule: messenger RNA, 1989 nt
Organism: Aspergillus affinis
Lineage: Eukaryota; Fungi; Ascomycota; Eurotiomycetes; Eurotiales; Aspergillaceae
Exons: 2
Coding region: 1-1989 (662 amino acids)
Molecular function (GO): ATP binding; metal ion binding
Source: RefSeq, a predicted model, not a curated record
AUGUCGAGCAUUAUCCUCGUUCGCGAUCCAGAGGACCGCGAAAUUCAAUUCAAAUGGACCUGGCACCCUAGUGAAACGAUCACCGAUGCCUCGGGGAGUACCUCCUGGCAGGCCGUCCAUCUACUUUUCAAAGAGGUAACACGGUCUGUGGGAUUUCAAUGGCCAUCGGACCAGGAUUCGCGUCUUUUCAUCCAGCUAUCUUCUCAGGAGCACCACCCAAUCCAGCCCCAGCAGUGGGGAUCGGAAGAAGCUCUUCGAUUGCUCCUCGACUGCCUCUCUGCUACCAUCGGCGAACAGGGCACGGCCCUCAGUCUGGUGGUUCCGCAAUGCCCUGGCUAUAUCGUUCGCCCCGAUAUAAUCCCGUUGCGUUUACUCGACUGUCCGCUAGUCGCACGCGUGUCCAGCUUCGCGACACUUCAACACCGCUUCGAGGGUGAAUCGCUUCACCCUGAACACUCCGCGGCGCUUCCAAACGUCUUCGCCGCCUCUGCUGGCGGCGUCAUCGUGAAGCAGCCGGGAACCGUCGAUCGCCGUCACGCCUGGGAUGAGCAAUUUGCCUCGCUCGAUCAGGAGAUACGCAAUCGUUUGUCGUUCCCCUGGUUGUCUGCGCAGAGCCGCCUCCGCAGGACGCUGGCGAUUGUGGAUGGAGGGAUUAGCAGCCCGGAGCACGGCGGCACGGGUGAGAGUCUCUACACAGCCGCUCUCGCUCUCGGCAUUGACAUGGUGGUGCUGGAUAGCCCGACCCACUGGGUGAAUGGCUUGGACUAUGUCCACUGGCGGAAGGCGGCGAUCCCCCUAGAAUGCCCGUUGCACCCGGACGCAAAAUUCCCUGACCGGAUCGUCGAGGCGGUGCGCGCGUACGACGGCCAGAUCGACGGGAUUGUGACUUUCCGUGACCACUACAAGCGCCUGGUGGCCGAAGCGGCUGUACGGCUGGGCUUGCCGACCUACUCGCCAUCGGCGUACGAGAUUGCGACCGAUAAAUUCAAGACCAGUGUCUCCGAGGGACACCACGCCUUUGUGGCGUCGAGUGCGGCGGAAGGUUGUCACAUUGUGCGCGAGCAUGGGCUGGCGUUCCCCUUAAUCAUCAAGCCCACGAAUGGAUUCCUCUCCGAGGGAGUCGUGCGAGUCGAGAAUCUUGCCCAGUUCGAGGCAGGCGUGCAAGCAAUCCACACCGAGCGCCACGGUAGCGAAUUUGUGAUUGAGAAAUACUGUUCGGGGCCCGAGGUCGACGCGAACCUUGUCCUCUGUGACGGCGAAUUGAUCUUCUUUGAAGUCUCAGAUGACUUUCCCAAAGGCGCGGAUGUCAAUGAGCAGGCCUCCGUCAAUACGUUCAUCGAGCUAGCAAACGUGCUUCCGUCCAAGCUGCCAGAGGCCGAGCUCACGAUGCUGGGAGAGGCCCUCACGAGGAGCGUGCAACGGAUGGGCUUUUCGGACGGCUUCUAUCACCUCGAAGCCAGGGUAGAGAACUCGCGCAUGCACUACGUGGUGGAUAUUCGCACCGGCGUCCUCGACCUCACCGAGCGAGAUCGCCCGCCCACGGGCGCCCCGUCGGCCUGGCUGAUUGAAGUCAAUCCGCGCCCGCCCGGGAUCCAGGCCUCGGCGGCUGUCAAGCACACGUACGGCGUUGAUUACUUUGCGCUGGCGCUGCUGUUCGCACUAGCUGACAAGGAGCGAGUGCGGCAACUCUCACAUCCCUUUCUGCAGGGUCCGCAGUACUGGUGCGAGAUGGUGUUCAUCCCCGUCGAGAAAGGCGGGGUGUAUGACUCCGGGGAUUUGUGCGAGGACCUACGGGAGAGGCAUCCGGACCUGGCUGCCUCUGUGUCCGCGUCCUUUUGCUUUUUGAGGAAGGGAGACCUAGUCGUCGAUCCGUCAUCGGGGGUCAACUCUUGGGUCGCAUAUUUCAACGUCUUUUCCCGCGAGAGCCGCAAGCAUGUCUUGGAUUUAGCCAAGGAAAUUCGCCGGGUGGUGAAUUAUUCCAUUGUUUAG